GAGAAUUUCUGUAUGUAGCGUGUUGUGCGGUGUCGUGUCUAGUGUUCUUGUGAAUGUCUGAAUGUUACUAAAUCAUUUUUCAGUGGAUGAACAUCGACAAAAUUUUUAAGAAGUGAAAAUAUAGUUAAAUUAAGUGAACCGCUUUAUAAUAAAAAGAGAACUCUAAAGAUGAACUGUGGCACCUUAACCAAUAACAAUGGGAGUAGCGAUAGUAGAAGUAUCAAUAACAAGCUCAAAAAAUCAUCGGAUGAUUUAAAACUGGAAAAACGUUUAAUAUUCUAUGUGAAAAAAUAUCGUAUACUAUACGAUAAUAAGCACAAACAUUUUUCAAAUUUGGAAAGGAAGGAAAAAAUAUGGAAAAAAAUCGCUGCAUCAUUGCAAUUAGAGGUGAAUGUUUGUAAGUCCACGUGGAUUGAAUUACGUUAUCUUUAUCAACGUCAUGCGAGGCGUUUGCUUCAAUUUUUUUCGGGUGGUCCCAAGGGCAACAAAAGAAGGCCAGUUAUGAAAUUGGAAAACGAAUUGCUAUUUUUAUGGAGAUUCUUAGAAGAACGUAAAAGCUGCGCUCCGUUAUUUGAUAUUGCUGAACCUGAAAAUGAAGUAAUUGCUAAUCAAUCUUGUAACAAAGAUGAUGACUUGAUUUUAAUUGAGCAACCAGUGGAAUUGAUUGUUAUCGAUGAGGACGAAGAUAGCUGCAAAAUUAUCAGUUCAACGACCAACAGUGCGAUAACGAGCAAUACAUUCAUAUUAACAAAGGAAAUGAAACAGUUGAUUGAACACGUUAAGGCUUAUCAGGAUUUGUAUCAUAAUCUAUCGCCUUUUUAUGCGGAUUAUAAACGCAAAGGUUACAUUUGGAAUGCUAUAGCCUCUGAGAUGGGAGAUAAGGCUACUAAGCUUAUGAAACUAUGGAUUUUCAUACAAACACGUUAUGAAUGGGAAAUUUGUCAAGCCUCCUCUGGGAUAGAUACAGCGAAUGGAAUGGCCGAAACCUCGGAAUUACAAAUGCUAUUGUCAUUUUUAAAGCCCCAUAUAUUAGCCAAUCCUAAUACAGUAUACAAACAAUCACACUAUUUGAAGAAGGGUUGGCAGGAGCCUAUCGAACAUUUCAAAAAUAUUUACAAUUUAUUAGCACGUAUGAAAAGGACAAUUACUGUUAUUGCGGUAACGGAACGUCUCCUUAAUAAUCCAAAUAAGACCGCAGACUUCUUUUCGCUGUGGGGAGAAAUCGGUAAAAUGAGGGGUGGGUCCGGUCAUUUAGUUGCAACUAUAGGCCAGUGCGAAAUAACAUGGUUAAUUUUACGUCACUUCUACUUGGAACUGAUGAAAAUGCGUCAACAAAGUUAUCAACUGACCGAUAAAUGGUAUUUUGAAGGUAUUAUUACAGAGCUAUACAAACGUUCUCAAUCGCACUUAGUAAUAGAGGACGCAAAAACGCGGCGAUUUAAGCCCUACCGAAAGAUUGGAUCAACGCUUACAGUGUCACCGAAAUCUACCAAUACGCUACCUAUGACUCUCACUAAUAAUGGAAUAACAGUUACUUCUCCAGCGGUAGAAAUAUCAAAUCAUAUAGUAUCGACGCAGCCGCCACCGUUGCCGAAGAUAACAUCAGCCAUUAGUUUAGCGCAGCCUGGUUUCGCGCAAUUCUUAAAUGAUACGAACAAUGUAAUACCAAUGCAACCUCCACCAUCAUAUAAUCAAGCUAUUGCAUCAUAUCCAUCAAAUAUGGUUCUGCAACAACUACCCACAACAACGAAUACAAAAAAUACUCAUUUAUCUCCCGUACAAAUACCUCUGAGCAUAUCGGACCAUAGGAUACUUAAAGCGGUAUCAACAACAACUACGGUAACGGCAACUGCGAAAUCUACUGUACAAAGUAACUCGGCCGCCAACAAUAAUACUUCAAUACUUUCUCCCAAAAUCGCCAUCAUUCCAAAUUCAAGUCUGCCAUCAGCCAGUGCGAUGACAGCCAUUCCAAUAGCAAACCUAAAACCGCUUUUUACAGCUGGAAAACGUGCGCCAACUUUGACGACAUCAGCGGCAUCUCCUAAAAUUAGCAACGUCAAUGUUUCUAACGUACAGCAACUACCUGUUACGCCAACAACUGUAGCGCCAGCUGUUUCUCCUGCCGCUAAAGCUAAUGCUGCCAACGUGGUUACUACGGCUUCUAAUUUAGUAUCCAAUACACCACCCUUACCGAAAAUUACAGGAGCUGUCUCACUACUUAAUCCUAACGAGAUUUUAAUUGAAUUAAUUGCCUCGCAAAGUGGCAAUCAAUUGGUUGUUCAUGGUCCACCUUUGGCGGAACGUUAUUCACUUUCCAUGCCGAAAACGGUUCUUUUUAUUCGAGAAGUUAUGGCCGUACCAUUAUUGCAUAACAAAAAACACAAUCAGCCAGCUCUUAUUAAUAGUUAUUGGGAACAUAUAGCCAAAGAAUUUAAUCUGCCGGCUCACAUAUGUCGGGCUUGUUGGAAUUUUCUUGUGGAGAAUUUUAAUCAAUUUCCCAAAAUUGCUCCGAUGAAAGAGUUAAUGAAACCAUUUCAAACGAAAAUUAAAGUUUGGACGCAAUCAUACGAACUCUUUAUGGAAUUUGAUAGUCAUGCUGUAUCUAUGGGAUGGUCGUCUAUACCACGCUUGCCGGAAGUCAUGGAAUAUAUAGGCACUUAUCCAAUAUUAUAUAUAAGUACAGAAUCUAAAAAUAAUAAAAACGACAUGGAAUCACUUUGCGUAUGGCGUACGAUACGAUUAAGGUUUCCCGAAGUCGAGCGUAUCAUUGAAAUUUGGAUUUCCUUUAAGAAUGUAUUUUUAAAAUAUUUGAACGAUUUGGAGUUUGGUAUCGACAAUAAGUGGCCUUUGAAUUGGUGGCGAGUCUUAGCAAAAAUGAAAUUUUUGCUAGAAAGCCGCUACCAUAACAUGGAACCGUUCUAUUAUAUCGUAAGUAAUAAAAUGAUGGAAGAGAUUGAACGUUGUGCUAUGCUGGAAAUGAAGACAAAGUAUAAUAAGGUAACAGCUGGAGAGCCGGAAAGCAAAGAUAGUAAAGAAGAAUCCAAAAAGGAUGAUGAUAUUAAUAAUGAUGCAUCUCCACCGGUGCAGACAAUCGUGGAAAAUGAAAAACCAAUGACAUCAGCAAAGACAACUAAAACUCCUAGUUGCACGUAUCGAAGAAAGGUUAAAGAAAUUGAAUCUGUGGCUUUACUAACAGCUGUAAAAAAACGUCCUAUCAUCUAUGAGAAAUUGAAUAAUCCUGUUCAAAAAUAUAAAGCUUGGCUUGAGGUCGCCAAAGAAUUAAAUGCCGAAGUCACGGACUGUUUAUUGGCGUUUCGAAGAUCCUUUUUCAAGUAUCGUGCGUACAAAUUGCAGGAUCCAAUUAGUCGCUGCCGUCUAAAUCAACGUUAUUACGCUAAGUUUGAUGAAAUGUUCCGUACGGUAAAAUCAGGCAUCAAAUUAAACGUCAAAACACCAUUCGAAUUAAAUCAGAAUGUUAAUACAACCACGGCAAGUGAAUCAUCGGAUGCUAUUUUUCCUGAACGUUAUAUAAGUGAAAUUAAUAUGACAACAUGUUCGAGCAAUUUGGUUGUUAAAAAUUGGAUAUAUGCUCUUAACAAUCUAAGUUCGUGGCCCGGUACCAAUGAUCUCAAACUGAAAGACAUUCUUCACAAAUAUGUCUCUAAAAAAUGUUAAGUAUAUUUUUUCUUCUUCUUUUUUUUUUUUUUUUUUUUU
Molecule: messenger RNA, 3714 nt
Organism: Glossina fuscipes
Lineage: Eukaryota; Metazoa; Arthropoda; Insecta; Diptera; Glossinidae
Gene: Hmr
Exons: 13
Coding region: 169-3675 (1168 amino acids)
Biological process (GO): regulation of transcription by RNA polymerase II
Cellular component (GO): transcription regulator complex; nucleus
Source: RefSeq, a predicted model, not a curated record